Molecule: messenger RNA, 1254 nt
Organism: Bipolaris maydis ATCC 48331
Lineage: Eukaryota; Fungi; Ascomycota; Dothideomycetes; Pleosporales; Pleosporaceae
Product: alcohol dehydrogenase
Cellular component (GO): mitochondrion
Molecular function (GO): alcohol dehydrogenase (NAD+) activity; metal ion binding
Source: RefSeq, a predicted model, not a curated record
AUGCCAAGCUCCAUCAAUCAAGGCUCCCUUCGCGAAAGGCAAACAAUCCAACAACUUCCCAUUCCCGCUCGAAAAGGCCACAACGCGAUAUUGAACUCAGACUACAUCCAAGAUAUUGUCAGUGCAAUUGGCACAUGGAACUGCCAGCGAUUGAUCAUAGUACACUCCAAAGCCCUGGACGAGAACACCCAUGUCAUCGAGAAACUGAAAGAGAAACUGGGUUUUUUUGCAGUGGCCUCCAAGUCCGGUGUUGGGGCACAUUCGCCAUACAACGAUGUGCUGGAUAUAACAAGAUUAAUACACGAGAGCAAUGCAGAUUGUGUAGUCAGCAUCGGAAGCAGCAGUUACUCGGACGCAUGUAAGAUUGCCCGCUUGAUGCACGCCAACCUUGCCACGGACAACCUCAAUGUCGAAGCAAUGGAAGCCCUAGUCAAUCAAGAGAAGGGAAAAGCAGACGGCCUGAAAGAUCCUAGCAUCAAACUGAUUGUCAUACCAACCAGUCUCUCCGCCAGCGAGUGGAACAACAAUUCAUCAGCGACAAAUCCUCAAACGCUCAAGAAACAGCAUUUUGCCAGCGAGAACGCAGCCCCGGAUUUGAUUCUUCUCGAUCCAGAAGUAGCUGCUACAUCACCUCGGAAACUCUGGCUUUCAAGCGGUGUACGCGCGGUGGAUCACUGUAUCGAAACAAUGUUGAAUGAACACUGCACAGAAGAAAUAUUCUUCCACAUGGAAAAUGCCCUCCAGACACUCUUGCGCGGCCUCAAAGCGUACAAAAUAGGCGAGGCAGACAACAAGUACUCUGAGCUCCUGGAGGGAAUUGCAAAUUGCCAACUCGGGGCUCGAGACGCUAUGAUGGGACUGAUACUGUGGGCUAUUCCAAUGGGGCUUUCGCACGCUAUUGGGCACCAACUGGGCAGUGUUUGCGGCGUAAUGCAUGGUGUUACUUCGUGUAUCAUGCUGGCGCCUGUGAUAAGGUAUACAGCAGCCAAGUCGGAUAGACAGAGGGAGGUCCAGAAGCGGGUGCUGGAGAUUUGGAAUAGGGCGUUGCAUGCUGAGGAGUCGGAGCUUGCGGAUGCGGUGAGCGGGUUUGUUAGGUAUCUUGAGCUGCCCAGCACGCUCAAGGAAGUUGGUGUUGAGAAGCAAGAAGAUAUUGACAAGGUGGCUGAAAGUACUUUGACGGAUGUGUUUGGGGCCAUGGAGGGCAUGGGCGGAAAGGAAGAUGUGCUUGCCAUUUUGGACUCUGCAAGAGGCUAA